CGUCUGUGACGGCAGGCGGCGGACGCAGCGCGCAGGGGCCACAUCCACCAUUUUGGCUGUUGCCCGGGCGCCCGAACUGUGUGAGUUAGGAGGCAGGCCCACUGCUCUUUCGUAUCCCAUCGCGAGGGACACGGUGCGUUUUGGUUCAGAUCAUUUUCGGAUCCGUUUAAUCCCCACCGUGGCCGGCAGUCCGAGUUUCGCAAUGAUGUGUCCAUCCUGAGAAGUCCGGCCCACCCCGGCUGUCCCUCUUCCCCUGCCUCCCCUCCCUUACCCCCCGCCCCCCCAAAACCUCGUCUUCGUCUCCAAGACAUGGUGCCCAGUGAGGAGAACCAGCUGCUACCCACAGAGGGAAUGUUCUGGAGUUGCAGACAAAGUAUCUUUGAUGAAAUGAAGAAGAAGUUAUCUCAGUCAGAGACUGCAGCAGAUGAACCACGGGUGCUGUGCAUUGUUCAGGACACCACCAAUGCCAAGGCAGUUACUCAGCGGCUCACCCUAAAUCUUCCUGCAUCUACUCCGCUCAAACGGCUGUUUGAUGACGUAGCAUCUAAAGCGGGUUACGUUACUGGCACCUUUGAAUUAGUCUGGACCAAUGGUCUGAACAACGCUGACCAGAGUCCCCUGGAUUACUCUAGUGAAAAAUCUCUUGCUGAUUCUGGAUUUGAACCAGGAAAGAAAAAUUUUCUUCAUCUCACUGAUAAAGAUGGCGAACAACCCCAGUUUGCAUCGGAUGAGUCUGGUACAGCAGAAAGCAGUGGACAUGAUGACAGCGCUCAGGAAAGGAUUAUUGGCCCUCAGCUAAGGGAAAACACUGUGGGUUGUGGAGAGUACAGUAGUCAGAACUACUCCUACUCUUCUGUCCUGGGAAAGUCAGAAACUGGAUAUGUUGGAUUGGUGAAUCAAGCUAUGACCUGCUACCUGAACAGCUUGCUGCAGACGCUCUUCAUGACUCCUGAGUUUAGGAAUGCACUGUACAAGUGGGAGUUUGAAGAAUAUGAAGAGGAUCCAGUGAUCAGCAUUCCUUAUCAACUCCAAAGGUUGUUUGUGUUGUUACAAACUAGUAAGAAAAGAGCAGUGGAAACAACAGAUGUGACUCGAAGCUUUGGCUGGGAUAGCAGUGAAGCAUGGCAGCAGCAUGAUGUUCAAGAAUUGUGCAGGGUUAUGUUUGAUGCAUUGGAGCAGAAAUGGAAGCAAACUGAACAGGCUGACCUCAUCAACCAACUGUACCAAGGAAAGUUGAAGGAUUAUGUCAAGUGUCUGGAAUGUGGCUAUGAGAGCUGGAGAAUUGAUACAUACCUUGACAUCCCACUAGUUAUCAGACCAUAUGGUUCCAACAUGGCAUUUAACAGUGUGGAAGAGGCGUUGCAAGCAUUUGUUCAGCCUGAAACUUUGGACGGCCCCAAUCAGUAUUUCUGUGAACGCUGCAAGAAAAAAUGUGAUGCACGCAAGGGGUUAAAGUUUCUACACUUCCCGUACUUACUGACACUGCAACUGAAGCGCUUUGACUUUGACUAUACCACAAUGCACAGGAUUAAGCUGAAUGACCGAAUGACCUUUCCAGCUGAGCUCGACAUGAGUCCUUUCAUAGACGUGGAAGAGGAGAAAUCUCCUCAGACUGAGAGCUGCACAGACAGUGGUGCUGAGAAUGAAGGAAGUUGCCACAGUGACCAGAUGAGCAAUGACUUCUCAAAUGAUGAUGUUGUGGAUGAAGGAAUAUGCCUGGACAAUAACAGUGGAGGUGAAAAAUCCUUAAAGGCAGGGAAUGAAAAGGGUGCCUGGAUUUAUGAGCUCUUCUCGGUUAUGGUUCACUCGGGGAGUGCUGCUGGUGGACAUUACUAUGCCUGUAUUAAAUCAUUCAGUGAUGGACAGUGGUACAGUUUUAAUGACCAGCAUGUUAGCAGGAUUACUCAAGAUGAUAUUAGGAAGACGUAUGGUGGCUCUACAGUAACCAGAGGAUAUUAUUCCAGUGCUUUUGCCAGCUCCACCAACGCAUAUAUGUUAAUUUACAGACAAAAAGAAUCUACAAGAAAUGCAAAGUUCUUGGAGGUCCAUGAAUUUCCUGAGCACAUCAAGCAUCUAGUCCAGAAGGAGAAAGAAACAGAAGAACAAGAAAAAAGGCAGCGGGAAAUUGAACGUAACACUUGCAAGAUCAAGCUGUUCUGCAUGCAUCCUGUGCGGCAAGUAAUGAUGGAAAACAAACUGGAGGUCCAUAAGGACAAAACAUUGCAAGAAGCGGUGGAGAUAGCAUACAAGCUGAUGGAUUUAGAAGAUGCAGUUCCAAUUGACUGCUGUCGUUUGGUCAAGUAUGACGAAUUCCAUGAUUACUUGGAGCGUUCUUAUGAGGGAGAGGAGGAUACCCCAGUUGGGCUACUUCUGGGUGGAGUUAAGUCGUCAUAUAUGUUUGAUUUGCUUUUGGAAACAAGACAACCUAAUCAAACAUUUCAGCCUUACAAAUCUGGGGAAGUGAUGGUGAAAGUACACGUGGCCGACCUAAAAUUGGGAACUCUGCUUCCACCCAUCAGCAUCCGUGCUUACCUUAAUCAAACAGUCACAGAGUUCAAGCAGCUCAUUUCCCAGGCCACAGGGCUCUCCUGUGAGACAAUGCGUAUUGUACUGGAACGUUGUUGUAAUGAUCUGCGGUUGCUUUCUGUACCUAACAAAACACUGAAGGCAGAAGGAUUCUUCAGGAGUAAUAAGAUAUUUGUUGAAAGCUCAGACAUCCAGGAUAAUCAAACGACUUUCACUGAGUCGCAACUGUGGCAUCUUCUAGACCAGCAUGCCAAUACAAUUCGACUAUAUGUUUCAUUGCCAGUACAGUCACCGGGGUCCCAAGGACUAAGGUAUCAUCACCAAAAAGCUGCAGGGGAUCCAGGCAGCCAAGAGGACAGCUAUGAAUGUGCAAAAGCGUCUCCAACCCACAGGAAACCUGUGGAAGCCAUUUUAGAAGAAAGCACAGAGAAAUUGAAGAACUUGUCAUUGCUACAGCAGCAGCAGUCAUCCUGCGCUCCAGGGGAAAAUGGUGACGGUCUCAAAAGUGCAGAAGGCAGUGAUUUUGAAACCAUUGAGUCGCCAUCACAAGAGGCUGACUCUUUAACCUCUGUGGACAACAGGGAACUGGAAAACCGGAUUCCCUCCUCUGGUCCAGAGACCCCACUCCAGUCAGAAGAACGGUCAGAUUCUGAUGUAAACAAUGACCGGAGCACGAGCUCCGUGGAUAGUGAUAUCCUCAGCUCUAGCCACAGCAGUGACACUUUGUGCAAUGCAGAAACAGCCCCUAUGCCCCUGACAAACGGGCUGGACUCUCACAGCAUCACAUACAGCCGCCGCUCAAAGGCCAAUGAAGGGAAGAAGGAAACAUGGGAUACGGCAGAGGAGGAUUCUGGAACAGACAGUGAAUAUGAUGAAAAUGGGAAGGCCAGGGGAUUGACACGGUACAUGUACUUCAAAGCAGACCAGUGCACUUCUGAAAAUGAAUCAGGUUUGUUGGUGUUUGUUGAUAAACGCAUCACGUUGGCUGCCUUUAAGCAGCAGUUGGAGCCAUAUAUUGGAGUUCCAUCAUCCCAGUUUAAAGUCUUCCGGGUGUAUGCUAACAAUCAGGAGUUUGAGAGUGUUCGAUUAAACGAGACUCUUUCCUCAUUCUCUGAUGACAACAAGGUGACUAUUCGACUUGGAAGAGCUCUACGGAAAGGGGAAUAUCGUGUGAAAGUGUACCAACUACUGGUGAAUGAUCCAGAGCCCUGUAAAUUUCUGCUCGAUGCUGUGUUUGCUAAAGGAAUGACAGUGCGCCAAUCAAAGGAGGAACUCCUUCCUCAGCUGAGAGAACAGUGUGGGUUAGAUCUUAGUAUUGACAGGUUUAGACUGAGGAAGAAAACCUGGAAAAAUCCUGGGACAAUAUUUCUGGACUACCAUAUCUAUGAGGAAGAUAUCAACAUAUCCAGUAACUGGGAGGUUUUCCUUGAGGCGCUCAAUGAGCCUGAGAAGAUGAAGUCUCUGUCACAGUUGGCAGUGUUGACCAGACGGUGGAGGCCAUCCUGCAUGAUGCUGGAGCCCUUUAAAGAAAUUGUCCUGGAGAGCAGCAGUGUUGAGGAGCUGAAAGAGAAGCUACACACAAUCAGUGAAAUUCCUAUUGAAAACAUAGAAUUUGCGAAGGGCCGGGGAACAUUCCCAUGUGAUAUUUCAGUACUGGAAAUUCACCAGGAUUUAGACUGGAAUCCUAAGGUCUCAACUCUGAAUGUUUGGCCACUUUACAUCUGUGAUGAUGGAGCAGUCAUCUUUUACAGGGACAAGUCAGAGGCCCAGAUGGAGAUGAGCGAAGAGCAACGCAACGGGCUGCUGAAGAAAGAAAGCAGCCGGCUGCAAAAAUCAGGUCACCGGGUAAAUUAUUCACCUCGCAAAGAGAAAGCACUGAAGAUCUAUCUGGAUGGUGGCCCCAGCAAAGACUCCAACCAAGACUGAGACUUGGCUCAGCCAGGCCUAGUUGGGUCGUCCCUGGAACUGAAAUUUGAUUCACCACUGCUGUGUAGAACUCCUGUGGCUGUCCCAUUCAUCAUUAGGUUGUCCUAAUGACACCAGCACUGAUUGGCUUAUUGGCCACCAAUCAGAAGCCCAGUGCCCCGUUGGGGAUCACUGUCUGACUUUGAAUCAUGUUGUGCACUAUAGUCUAUUGUACUGUAAAGUUAAAAGGGAAGUGCAAAAAAUGGGGUUAAAAUGAUCGAAGAUGAUGUGGACUCUGCACAUAUUUGCUGGAAAUACUCGACCCCUGUGCCCAAAGGGGAUUUUGUAGCUAAAUAAAAGCUGUGCACAGUCCUAAGAAUUUGUCAUUUAUUUUAUUCAUAAGUGUGCACAUACCUUAUAAAUUUAAAAAAAAUGCGUACUCUAUAUGGGAUAGGGAUGGGAGGUAUUGAUGGUUGAUAAAUGGCGAUGGAGCACCAUCAGCAGUGUAGAAAGAGGCAAUUCUUGAUUAUAAAUGGAAUGAAUACUAUCUGCAACUUUGACUUGGCCUGGAAUUCUGUGUGUUUUAUAAAUCUGCACUCACUCAUUUUGUCUAGGAGUGACUGUGACAGGUUUACUUUUGUGUGCCAGGUUGUAGAUUUUGAGGUUCCAGCCCUUGUAAUGUUUCUGUGAAUAUACAGGCAUUGAAGUAAGCUGCAGCUUGGCAUAAGUUAAGAGUCCUGGGUGAAGGUGUUGAAGAUUAUUUGCCUCCAGCGUCUUGGAAUACGCAGAUGCACGUGUGAACAUGGCAGGCAUGACAUCGAACCACGAGGAAAAUAACAUUCACACCACAUGUCCAGACACACACUUUGUGCACGCGCACCAUGCAAGUGCUGCACACAAGAUAUAGUGUUAGAAGGCUGCUUGAACUGUUGCAUUAUAGGUGCUUUCUUUCUCAUCUGUUCUGUUGGUAUCUGGGCAUUAAUUUUAUGCCUUUGCUCAAACUUUGAUUUUUACCAACCUUAGAGGCAUCUCGCUUCGAAUUAUGUAUAUUAUAUUGUGAUCCAGUAUCAAAGUUUAAUUACUUCGUGAAUCUUGUUCCAUGAAGAAGCAAGGAAAGGUUUUAAUUUUCUGCUGUAUUUAAUUGACUUGACCUAAGAGGUAAAUCAUCUUAAGUAUGAAUUUAUUUUCAGCAACUCAAAAGAAAGCACAUGGGAUGACAAGCUUGUUUCAUGGUGAGAUUCACUUUACAUACACAACUGAAGAGCAUUAGGAAAUGGAAACUUUAACUGCUGCAUAAACUCCAUCGCCAUUUUUCCCCCUCGGAUUUCCCAGGUGGUCUCAAUUUUUAAUGAGACAGUUUUCUUUUUGGUUAAAGUAUUUUUUCAUGGCCAAUGCUGUUCACAAUUGAGUAACAUGCCAAUAAAACAUUUAUUCAUUCUA
Stegostoma tigrinum is the source of this 5871-nucleotide messenger RNA. It is a transcript of the gene usp47, whose product is annotated as ubiquitin specific peptidase 47. Gene Ontology annotation, cellular component: nucleus; cytosol. Gene Ontology annotation, molecular function: cysteine-type endopeptidase activity; cysteine-type deubiquitinase activity. NCBI's taxonomy places the organism in Eukaryota, Metazoa, Chordata, Chondrichthyes, Orectolobiformes, Stegostomatidae. The record is from RefSeq and is a predicted model, not a curated record. Bases 310 to 4452 code for a protein of 1380 amino acids. Gene Ontology annotation, biological process: protein deubiquitination. The transcript has 29 exons.